AUGACAUCUGAGUCCUCUAGCAUCUCUAUCACUUCACAAGAUCAAGGUGAUUCUUCCCACUCUAAAAUUGCGGUGAGCAUGGAGAUCGAACAAGAUCGAUCCUCGAAUUCCAAUUCCAACAACCUGAUUGAUUUUGUGAAGCUGCCAAAAGACGAUUUUGUUCCCGGAUUAAAGGUACAAGAGCAUGAUUUUUUUAAUCUUAUACAAACUGGUUCGUCGUCUUGUCUACCUACUAACGAUGUUGAACUGAAAGAUGAGAACAAUAAUAAAGAGAAGAGUCUUGAUUUAAGAUCUUUUUCAUGCUCUUUUUGUAAGAGAAAAUUUUCAACUUCGCAAGCAUUAGGAGGGCAUCAAAAUGCUCAUAAAGCUGAACGCGCUUUAGAAAAACAACGUAAACAAAGGUACGAUGAUGGUGCUUUAGGUUUAGGGCAAUCUCACUUUACCCCUUAUUUUAAUUAUCCAAGCAAUCUUUUUACGCCUUAUAGUUAUAACUAUAGACUUGGGGUUAGAAUGGAUUCCACAAUUCAAAAACCACCUUAUUUUAACCCUAGGACUACCUCACAUAGUUUUGGUUAUGGCAAUGGUGCUUUGAGUUUGCAAGAUAUGUUAAACCCUUCUCUUGUCUCAUUGAGAAAUAUGGGAGGUGGAAAUAGUGGAAUUGGAACCCUAGGUAGUGGGGGUGCAACUAGUUUAAAAAUUAAUGAUGGUGGUGCAAAUGAUAAAUUAAGUGCUCUUUUGAAAUUUGGAGAUUCUUCUGCAAAUGUUGCUACAAGUUCAAACUCAAACAUAGACAAGAAAAUCAUUCUGGCUUCUACUUCUAUCAAAGAUGAAAUCAAAGAUGAAAUCAAAGAUGAAACUAAUGAUCAAUCAAAGUCCAAUAUUGAAGAAGAACCCUCCAAUUCUGAAUCUUCUGAACUUGAUUUGUCACUUAAGCUUUAA
Messenger RNA from Vicia faba (fava bean), 939 nucleotides. The record is from the annotation of a GenBank genome assembly. Lineage: Eukaryota; Viridiplantae; Streptophyta; Magnoliopsida; Fabales; Fabaceae.